CCACCGAACACCACCCAUACACACACACACACACUCACUCACGCCCCCCCUGUACGCACCUCUUCCAUCUAUCCAUACUUGUACUCACACUCCACAAGCAGCUGCCGGACACGAGGUAGUGUGGCAGGUGGUAGAUUCUUCCCUCGUGCGCCUCGGUCCUUUCCCCCCCCCUGCUUUGCUUCCAUCACCCACACCAGCCUCGUCAACCUCUUCCCUCUUACGCCAUUGAGCCACGCCUUCGGACCCCUCCCCCGCGGCUCACCCUCGCGCCAGAAGCAGAUUCCAUCAGCACCUUGAGCAUUCACCGCUUUCGUUGUAUGACUUGAGACGACCACAGGGCCCACCCAACAUCACCAACCACUUCGUCCACGCGCCCAGCCCGCUUUCCGCCGCGCCGCCCUGCGCCCCCGGAAGCUAUGACCACCUCACCACCGCGUCUCGAUCAAUCGGGCGUGGUGGCAUCGAACACGGACAAUGGUCGCGAUACCCUGCAAUCGAAUCGCAAGAAGGAUGCAGGCGCCACUGGCUCCGAAGGCGAGACUCCACGUCACCCCAACUCGGAUGACAGCAUCUCUGCAUACAUUCAUGCAACCUCGUCCCCGCUCGAAGGACAGACCAAGGCUCGCUCAUCUGAUGGUCGCUCAGUCUCGAGCAUCGACAGCUUAGCAGAUGUGAGGGCAGGCAGAAUAGCCUCCUCACCCCUGGCGCCUCGAGACGUCAACGCGGCAGCCACCAUGGCCUCCCGCGACGCGACACCUCUUCUCCGGACUCCACGCCGGCCAGAAGAAGCCUUCGGAGAGGACGAUGAUGUAGCAGCUGCGUCCGGUAUGCUCAGCUUACGAGCCUCCCAAAGCACGCCUUCUGGACUGUCUGGCUCGAUGGCAAGGCUACCGUGGACAGACACCUUCGCCUCGCCAAAAGCACAUCAGCGGAUAGCAGGAGCCUCACAAUUCGUUGUCCACUGCGACGACGAGAGAGAAACAAACGAAGAGUCGACUGCCAGAGCAUUCCGGCUGCUUAGAGACGGAGCUCAACACGAUGCGGUCUUGUUCACAAAUGGGCUGUCGCAGCCCUCUCUCGCCUUCUCUCAGCCUGAGCCCGCCCAAUUGCAAAGUCCGAAUUGGCAGGCCUCAAGUAGUCACGCGAAUGACCAAGAAGAAGAGGAGGAGGAGGAGGCAGCUCGCGACGCAGUCAUUGACCAAGCUGAGACCUCGACCGACACAACUCGCGUGGACACCACAGCCGACGCGUCGCAGGCAUCUGAAACGACGCUACCCCUCGAUCACCAAGGGCCAGAUGGUGAAGACGCAUCGGGCAAGAAGCGGCGGCGGCGUACGAAGAAAGAAGAAGCAGACGUUCUGGCUGCCAUCUACGUCAAGACUGCUUUUCCCGAUUCGGUUACGCGACAACGGCUUGCGGAUCAACUUGGCAUGACAACUAGAGCCGUCUCCAUCUGGUUCCAGAACCGCAGACAGGCAGAGCGGAAACGCGCCAGUCGCUUUGGCUCUAGCGAAGGCGCAGCCGUCUUGUCUCCUAGUGCAGCCACGUCAGCUCACCCUCGUUCUGUUUCCGACAACGUCACAUCGAUCAUCGCUGCCGCAGCUGCUGCCGCACCCGACUCUAAAGUACAGCGAUGGCCUCCGUCUCUGGACGACGUCGCCUCUGCCCAGAGGAAGUCGCCAGAGAGUGACGACGGACGGGCUCAAUUGGCUUCCAGCCUAGCCAAAAGUACCGCGCGCUCAGAUUCUUUGGUGCCAAUGUCGCCUCCCACGACUGAUGAGGAGACUGAAGAAGACAAGGAGAACCGCCCAGUGGUAGCGAGUCUGCAAAUUUCGGAUGCACCUGCUGCACCCCUUGCGAAAGGCAAGCCCCGCCAGGUGUUGAGGGAUAUUCGAGAUCUCGUGUUCGGCAAUGAUUCGCUUCCGCCGAUAUCACCGCCUGACAGUUGUCACGAGGACGAGCAGCCAGAUGUCGGAAGCUACGCAAAGGUCACCGCCAACGCGUCAACGUCGCCCUCCGACCGGCCACGUACUUUGGGUCGAAGUGUCAGCGCAAAUGGCGUCCAAAGCAGCAGACCUAGCAUGGAUCAAGUCAUCACUCGCUCGUCUUCGACUACUGCCAUCGAGAAGGCCUACCGUCGCCACGUCCACUCUUCUGCGCGGAGAUUCAAGUCUUUGUGCACCUCCAAAGGCGGUCGUGCCUGCAUCGAUGGCGUACUGUCGCCUCCUCGCAAGCGUCCCUUCAUCAAGUCACUGUCAAUGAGCACGUGUCUGCCUCCUGUCUUGGCCAGACUCAUCUCGACGCAUAACGAUGACCAGCCGCGCCAGCAAAAGACCUGCGAAGUGGAAGACUUGGCUUCAUUGGAGGAAGCCGCGCAGCGCGACCGCAAUAGCCGUGAGAUCCUAGCCAAGAUGACAAGCAGCUCGAGUGGUACUUCAUCUGACGUUCGUCAGGACACAUCGACUGUCGAUCUGCUUGAAGAAGACGAGGAGCGCACGCUUCGUCUUGCAGCCAAUCGACGACUGGCCAAAGCCCAAGCAAAAGGGGAGGAGUGCUUCCCGCCAAAGUCGAAUGCUCUCAGCGACAUGACGGCUCGACCUUGGGCUCGCUCUGUUUCUGGCCCAGCUUCGCAGGGAAGGAGGUCGAUGCCUUCCUUAGAUAUGGCUGCGAGCAGGGACCGCUCCAAGCCUAAUCCCCACACGCUGAUACCACGCUUACCAUUCGCUCACGUAUCCCGCCAUGGAACGCCGUCCUCAGCUGGCGUUGCGGCUGCGCCAGACAAGGCACUUGCUCAAAGGACAGCGUCAGUAGAAAACAAGGUGCACAAGCGCAAAUCUGGCGACGAGAACGAGCUGCGAAGCCAUGCAAACAAGAAGAAAGGCAGACGCAGUAGCCGCGUCGAGACCUCGACCGAAGUCCCACGUGAAGAUCAGGAGAAUAUAGCCCCCACGGAGCAUCGCGAGAGCAUCAGCGAUGCCAAUGGCUUGUCGACAUUCGGCACCCCUCGUUCGGGUCUCGUCAACAAGCGCGCCUUUGGUCGCUCUGUGUCAGCUCAAUCCGCCAGUGCGCACGACGUCCACCAGACCCCGCUCACGCGGGCUGUGGCUCACCCAUCGCUGCUUUACGCAAGCACACCGCUGCCGAGCUCUAUGGCAAGCCGUCACCAGCACCAGGGUGCGCCCGCUUCGCUUGGUAGCCGAUCUGGCACCAUGAACGCCCCCUCUCUCUCCGCAGAUGCAGGCUCCGGGGGACGAGAGAUGACUCCACGAAGCCUGGCCUUCACCCUGGGCUUGACACAUGCCGGUGGCUACGGAGGUGGCGGACAAACGCCGUAUGGUGCUGCUCUGCAGACACCGUUCGGUGGCGGCUCAGCAGGAUCGUCAAUUUACGCGAGUCGAUACCUGCCCUCGAGCUCAAGGGACAUUAGGGGAUCUCAAUCCAACAGCAACAAAGUCACGCAGCGUCCUGCAUCGACCUGGAGUCCCAUUGGCAAAGGCGGAAACGAAGCAUCGAUGCUGGGAGCGACACCCAGUCUGCGAGGCGAUAAGCGUCGGGGAGCGGAGGGUGGCAAAGAUGCGAAAGAGAACAAUUUCCGAAGCGCUGAAGGCGCUUCACAAAGGGUACCCUUUGCAAAGAUCAAGUCGCAGCCCACUCGCCCUCCCCCUCCCACGUUCAAUGCUGCAGCGUUGGCGAGUGAGAAGAGCCGAGGAGCGCUACCUUCUCUUGCUUCCCUCUCCAGCGAGGAUGCAUCAGACGCAAGCAUGGCUGCUCCCGCCCUGCGCAGGUCCUCCCGAAGCAGCCCUCGCAAGGGCAGCAGCGCCCUUCCCCCUCAGACGCCCACGACAAGCGCAUACCGCAACAAAGCGCCUGCCUGGUCCAAUGCAGACGACUCUGGUUUCGUUGACGGUGACGCGGAGCUGGAUGAACUCAUCGAGGAGGAAGGUGGGAUGACCAUGGAGUCGAAAGCUUCCAAGGGCGCGGGCUUCCGCGGUCGAGCUCUCGGUGGUGUCGAAAGUCCUACGAAGGUGCAACAGCGCCAGCGACAGGAGGAUGCGGCUCAGGUUCUCCUGGGUCUGGCAGGGGAAGGAAGGUGAUGACAAGGCACGAAUUAGAAGGGAGAAAGUCAAAGGUGAAAAAAGGAGGAAGAAAAGCAGGCAAGGAGUGUAUAGGGUUUUAGGGAGCGAAGCGAGGCAGGAAGAAGCAUUUACCCACGUAUCGAAUCAUCUCGAGAAGUUACAUGAUCAUUGUCGCAGUUGCGCUCAUCAGGCGACCCACUCUAUCCACUCAUGUAUCCAUCUACCAUCUCGGCGUUACACACACCCUCACGCAAAACAAGGAAAUACAAGCAGGCCCUUUCUACAUUUGCUC
Microstroma glucosiphilum is the source of this 4368-nucleotide messenger RNA. RefSeq lists its product as hypothetical. Gene Ontology annotation, biological process: regulation of transcription by RNA polymerase II; cell differentiation. The record is from RefSeq and is a predicted model, not a curated record. Gene Ontology annotation, molecular function: DNA-binding transcription factor activity, RNA polymerase II-specific; RNA polymerase II cis-regulatory region sequence-specific DNA binding. The transcript has 3 exons. NCBI's taxonomy places the organism in Eukaryota, Fungi, Basidiomycota, Exobasidiomycetes, Microstromatales, Microstromataceae. The coding region runs from base 417 to 4094 and encodes 1225 amino acids.